Messenger RNA from Ziziphus jujuba (common jujube), 1407 nucleotides. Its product is annotated as 1-aminocyclopropane-1-carboxylate oxidase 5. Gene Ontology annotation, molecular function: dioxygenase activity. The record is from RefSeq and is a predicted model, not a curated record. The transcript has 3 exons. The coding region runs from base 105 to 1043 and encodes 312 amino acids. Lineage: Eukaryota; Viridiplantae; Streptophyta; Magnoliopsida; Rosales; Rhamnaceae.
CAUAACCCCUCUCUCUCUCUCUCUCUCUCUCUCUCUCUCCCUCUCUCUCUCUCUCUGUGAUCAUAUUUACGUUUUCUUUUCUCUAUAUAUUAAUUUCAUCAUCAAUGGCAAUCCCAGUUAUUGAUUUCUCAAAGCUCAACGGAGAGCAAAGGACAAAGACCUUGGCUCAGAUCGCCGAUGGCUGUGAGGAAUGGGGCUUCUUCCAGCUGGUGAACCAUGGAAUUCCAGAGGAGCUCCUGGAGAGGGUGAAGAAGGUAUGCUCCCAGUGCUUCAAUCAAGAAAGGGAAGAGAACUUCAAGAACUCAGCAGCCGUCAAGUUGUUGAACGAUGUCGCUGAAAACAAAACCGACCAGAAGCUGGACAACUUGGACUGGGAGGAUGUCUUUAUCCUCAUGGACAACACUGAAUGGCCAUCAAACACCCCUGGAUUCAGGGAAACAAUGGCUGAAUACCGGUCGGAGUUGAAGAAGUUAGCAGUUAAAGUGAUGGAAGUGAUGGAUGAGAAUUUGGGUUUACCAAAAGGAUACAUAAAGAAAGCAUUCAAUGGUGGAGAAGAAGACAAUGCUUUCUUUGGAACCAAAGUGAGUCAUUACCCACCAUGUCCACAUCCAGAGCUCAUAAACGGUCUUCGAGCUCACACCGACGCCGGAGGAGUGAUCUUGCUCUUCCAAGAUGACAAGGUAGGUGGUCUCCAAAUCCUCAAAGAUGGGGAAUGGAUUGAUGUCCAACCUUUGCCUAAUUCCAUUGUCAUCAACACUGGGGACCAGAUUGAGGUCCUUAGCAAUGGAAGGUACAAGAGUGUUUGGCACAGGGUUUUGGCAACCCCAAAUGGAAAUAGGAGAUCUAUUGCUUCUUUUUACAAUCCAUCAUUGAAGGCCACCAUUGCACCUGCUCCACAACUUGUCGAGAAUAGUGCAAACCAAGAGUACCAUGACCGAGUUAUUACUUAUCCAAAGUUUGUGUUUGGUGACUAUAUGUCAGUCUAUGCUGAGCAGAAGUUCCUACCAAAAGAACCAAGGUUCCAAUCUGUGAGGGCCAUGUAGAAAAAAAGUAAAAGAAGAAAAUUCGACUUCCUGAAUAUAUAUGCGGAAGUAAUUAGAUACUCUUCUAUGUAUUUUUAAUUUUUGUUUUUGUGUAUUUUUGUGGUUCUGGGGAGGGAGUUGGCACUUCUGGUCAUUCGCUACUAAUUAUAAUUACCUUAAGCUUGUCUUUCUCUUAACUACAUUUUGGAGGGGAGGAUAGAAAGCUUUCUAAGUGGGUAAUGUUAUUGAUCUUUGUGGUUUUUAAAAUUGUUGUUUUUAUGUCUCUUUCUACUCGAGUAUUGAUGGGAUGCUUGUCUCCAGCUGAGAUUUGCUUUGUAAAAUAUUCAUAUAUAGAUUGUGUUUUCUAAAUCUUGUUGUCUGGAUU